Triticum dicoccoides is the source of this 1515-nucleotide messenger RNA. Its product is annotated as putative wall-associated receptor kinase-like 16. The coding region runs from base 1 to 1515 and encodes 504 amino acids. The transcript has 4 exons. Gene Ontology annotation, biological process: cell surface receptor signaling pathway; protein phosphorylation. Lineage: Eukaryota; Viridiplantae; Streptophyta; Magnoliopsida; Poales; Poaceae. Gene Ontology annotation, molecular function: ATP binding; protein serine/threonine kinase activity. The record is from RefSeq and is a predicted model, not a curated record. Gene Ontology annotation, cellular component: plasma membrane.
AUGACGCCAGACAGCGUCCUCCUGCGCGAGUCCAUCUCCGCGCAUCGGACACCGAGUAUGCACUGUGCCACGCCCCCGAGAUCCGCUGCCAUCAAUGGUAUGCAAAUGGAUUACCAAGGGAGCAAUGUUACGGAUUUCCUUCAUGCUAAUGGACAUGUGAUGCUUGAAAGAGUGGAUAACAACUGUAAUCUAAGAUCUUUCACUCGAAAAGAGAUAGACGAUAUCACCAAUGGGUAUAGCACCGUGCUGGGAGAAGGGGGAUUUGGUAAGGUUUACAAAGGAAGAUUAGAUGGUCUUCGUCCGGUUGCAGUAAAGAUAUACAAGAAUGGAACCAAGAAAAAAGAGUUUGCCAAAGAGGUGAUAGUGCAUUCCCAAAUAAAUCACAAGAAUAUUGUCAGACUGUUUGGUUGCUGCAUAGAGGAAAAUGCUCUUGCAAUUGUUAUGGAGUUUGUACACAAUGGCAACCUCUACAACAUCCUUCACUGCAGCAAUGCUAAAUGUUCUGUCCCCUUUCCUUUGGACAAACGUUUGGACAUCGCCAUUGAGUCAGCUGAAGUAUUAUCUUGCAUGCAUUCAAUGUAUAGUCCUAUUAUUCAUGGUGACAUCAAACCCGCUAACAUAUUGCUAGAUGUAAAUCUUCGGCCAAAGAUAUCAGAUUUUGGGAUAGCAAGAUUGCUUGCUGCUGAUGCGACUCGUCAUACCAGAUAUGUUGUUGGUUGUAUAGGUUACAUGGACCCUUUGUUCUGUCAGAGUGGGAUUAUAACUCCGUAUAGUGAUGUAUACAGUUUUGGAGUCGUUUUUCUGAAAAUCAUCACCAGAAAGAAAGCCGUCGACGGGGAUAUCCUUGCUCAAAGUUUUGACGAAGCCCUGAGAAAUGAGAAACAUGUGAGGCGAAUGUUUGACCGGGAAAUUGCGAAUGAUAAAAGGAACGAGAAAUUUCUUGAAGAUGUCACAAAACUAGCAGCUGAAUGCUUGAAAAUGGAGGACAAAAUGCGUCCAGAAAUGGCUGAAGUAGCGAACAAACUUAGGACAAUUAAAGGAGCUUACCACCAGUCCAAGGCCGGAAAUUCUACAGGACCUAGUUUUAUUGAAGCUGCUAGGCGAUGGCUUGCUCGAGGAACCACAGUCUUAGUGGAAGGUGGCUGUGAAAAAGUAUUUAAACAGACUUUCAAGAUUCUUCCAGAUGAGCAGCUGAAAAUAUCUCAUGUGUGCUGUCUAUCAACAUCUGCUGGUUCUCUCAUGGGAGUUAUGUACAUUUCUAAAGCUAAAAUGGCAUUCUGCAGUGAGAAUCCUCUUUCUUACAAAGUUGGAAAUGACACUAAAUGGAGUUACUACACGGUGAUCAUUCCUCUUCGUCGGCUAAGAACAGCUAAGUCUUCAGUGAGCACAUUAAAUUCUUCUGAAAAGUAUAUUCAGAUUGUGUCGGUUGAAGGGCAUGAGCUCUGGUUUAUGGGUUUUCUGAAGUACGACAAAGCAAUAUCCAGCCUGCAAGAAGCCCUUGUCAGUUCUCGUUAG